This is a messenger RNA of Hydractinia symbiolongicarpus, 1471 nucleotides long. RefSeq names its product opsin-3-like. Bases 415 to 1284 code for a protein of 289 amino acids. The transcript is spliced from 2 exons. Lineage: Eukaryota; Metazoa; Cnidaria; Hydrozoa; Anthoathecata; Hydractiniidae. The record is from RefSeq and is a predicted model, not a curated record.
UAAGAUGCAAAAUUACAUGCGUUAACCGUCUUAAUAUUUCAUGGGAGAUGAAAAAAACGCAGUAGUGCCAUGGUUUGUGUCAACGAACUUCUCGCUAUGUUUACACUUUUGCAACAUGAUCCGAACAAAAACAUUUAAAAAUGACAAGUUCCCUUCACAAAUGAAAACCACUCAUGAAAUUUUUCUUGUUGUGUUAAUGUUUAUUUAAAUUAAAUAUUAUUAUUCGAAGAGAAUUUAUAACAGAUAAAAGAGAUCGUAUGCAUCAUUUAUUUUAAUUUUGUUUACGUUCUUUCCUGUACUUAAGAGAUAGAAGAUUAACAAGAAAAAGUUCUGAAAAAUGCAGCCGACGAUGGAAUGUUAAAAAAACAUCAUAUUUAAUUAUUACACCUCAUAUAUUGUAAAUUUAGAAGAAUUAUGCUGUCUCACUUCGAAGUUGUUGUGGGCGUGCUUUUAGUUGCUUCUUCUGGAGAGAUUAUAGAACUUGGAAAGACACUAUUUAAGUGCAGAGACAAGCCCUCUACACAGUACAUCUUCCUAUGUAAUAUAGUUCUUAUCAUGUUUACUCAGACAGUAUUCAGUACAUCCACCUUAUUUGCAUCUGCUUUUUUCAAGGAGAAAAUAUUACAUGGUAGCAACUGUGAAAUUGAUGGCUUCAGUGCAGCGUGCUGCGCAUUUGCGAUGAUUAUGCAGAUGACUUUGCUCUGCUUACAAUAUGUUCAAUCGCCUUCCUUUGAGGGAAAAUAUAAACAGACGUUUUCAGCCGUGUUUAGUUGGAUUUGGGGAAUCAUUUGGGCUGUUUUCCCAUUUUUUGGUAUUGCGAAAUGGGUGCCCCAUGGGGAGAAUGAGUUUUGCUGUUUAAAUUUUUCUAGUAAGCAUCAAGAAGAUCGGUAUUAUUUUUUCGCUCUAUUUGUGUUCACUUUCAUUAUUCCUGUCUUUUUUAUGGUAUUGUGUUAUUACAAGUGCAAAUUUAUAAAGGCAAAGGAAAAUGUUGGUAAAAUUGCUGAAUUGACUUUUCUUUUAAAUAACGUGUUUUCUGUGGCAUUGGUAUUAAUUGUGUUUUGGUUACCGUACGGUGCGACAUCUGUUUUGUACAUUAAUGGUUAUGGAAACUUGGUUAGCUCUGGUGUAGAUACAUUCUCCAUGUUUUGUGGUAUAUUUUCGUACAUUGUCGUAGCAUUUACAAUCACAAGUAGCAUUAAAGCACACUUGAGUGAAGAAAAAGUGGAGAAAAUAACGCAUGAGCAACUGAAAAGAAAGAGAAAGAAAAAUGUCAAGAAAACUUGAUUGUCGGAGCUAUCUCGUUAAUAUAUCGACCAGAGGUAUAAGAAGAUUUUAAUUUUAAGAGAAUGAUAAUAAUCAUAAAAAAGACGAACUUAUAUUCACUUCGUUUUUAUAGUCAUUUCACAAAUAUUUUUAAUUUUGGAAAAAACAGGUGUACUUUUUUAUUUCAUGUAUAAAUCGGUUUGCAUUC